UAAAAAAAAAUGUCGUGAUGGAUUAAUUGUCUGAUUGCGAGAUGAUUGUCGCCGGCGUGGCAGUUUGCACGGCGCCGCGGUCAAACGCGCAGGUGAAAAAAAUCCGCGCAAGCGCGAAGCUGGCGGAAAGCGCGGGAACCGCGAAUUUGACAAGUGAAGUUUAUUUAUUUAUAGUGUAAAAACAUGGGAAUUAAUAAAAUUUUAUAAAUAGAUGUAUGGUAGUUGUUUGUGAGUGAUUUAAGUUUUGUUAACUUAUAAGUAGUGUUUCAAAAGAGAGGCAAUAUGAAGCUGCCAGACCCGAAGCGGAUGCUCGGCGGCAUUUUUCCAAUACUCCAAUGGUCGAAAAGUUACGACCUCGGGACGGGUGUUGGCGACCUGAUAGCUGGGAUCACUGUGGCUCUGACGCUCAUACCUCAGUCUAUAGCUUACGCGUCGCUCGCUGGAUUAGAACCACAGUACGGUUUAUACGCAUCGCUGAUGGGCGGAUUCGUAUACGGGAUCACGGGCACGUGCCCGCAGAUAAACAUCGGGCCCACGGCGCUGCUGUCGCUGCUGACGUUCACCUACACGAGUGGCACGAGUCCGGACUUCGCUGUGCUCUUGUGUCUGACGUCGGGGCUCGUCCAGCUGGUCGCCGGCACGUUGCAACUUGGUUUCCUCGUAGAGUUCGUCUCGCUGCCAGUUGUCUCUGGCUUCACCUCAGCAGCCGCAGUGACGAUCGCUUCAUCCCAAGUCAAAGGCUUAUUAGGCCUCAAGUUUAACGCUGAGACGUUCAUAGCUACUUGGAAGGAGCUGUACCGUCAUAUAGGAGACACGAGAUUAGCUGAUACACUGCUCAGUUUAGCGUGCUGCAUCGUGCUGUUAGGUAUGAAGGCCCUAAAGGAUAUUCGCGUCGACGUAAAAGACAGUGAAAAAAGUCAAAAAGGGGUGGCUUUCAUACAGAAGAGCUUGUGGUUCGCCGGUGUGUCGAGGAACGCGGUUGUGGUCAUCCUCGCUGCGGCUGUCGCCUUCUUUGUUUAUUUGGAUGUUGGUGAUCCGUUGAUAUUGACAGGUAAAAUAACGCCAGGCCUGCCAACGCCACAGGCGCCAGCGUUCCAAACGACGGUCGGGAAUGUCACCGUCUCCGCGGGCGGCAUGCUGGCGCAGCUCGGCUCUGGGCUGCUGGUCGUGCCUCUAGUGGGGAUCAUCUCUAAUGUUGCCAUCGCUAAGGCUUUUUCAAACGGCAAAACACUGGACGCAACACAAGAGAUCGUAGCUCUCGGCGUUUGCAACGUGGUGGGUGCUUUCUUCCGCUCCUUCCCCGUCAACGGUUCCUUUACUCGGAGUGCUGUGAGCGAUGCUUCGGGCGUACGCACCCCCGCUGCUGGAUUUGUUACCGGAAUAAUAGUACUACUGACUCUAGCACUGCUAACUCCGUACUUCUACUUCAUCCCGAGGGCAGCGCUGUCUGCCGUGAUCGUGUGUGCCGUACUACACAUGGUCGACAUCGACAUCAUUAAGAAACUGUGGAAGUCUAGCCGACUAGAUAUAAUCCCACUGCUGGGUACAUUUAUAUGCUGCCUUGUGCUCGGUAUAGAGAUCGGCCUGAUCUGCGGCGUGGGCAUCGACGUGCUUUUGCUGUUGUACUACAACUCACGACCACCUCUUGACGUGAAAUAUAUUGAGGAAGAAAAUCUCCCACCACAUUAUUCUAUCCACCCAGUGGGCAAUCUCCAUUUUGCUGGCGCGGAAAAAGUGAGAUUAAAGCUCUCUUCGCUGAAAAAUGAUAAUAAAGCAACAUUAAAGCAACUAACGAUCGUACCAGGAGCUAAUGACCGUGUUUUAUCAAACGGAGCUGGGAGCCAGUGCAAUGGCGGUGCAUGUAAUACGACAGGAAUAGAAAUUGCUGGCCCGAGGUCGAACGUACUUGUGAUACAUUGCGACUGUUUGUAUAGAUUAGACUACACAUUUUUACAGAGUAUAAAGAUGUUAGUGACGGAGUGGUCACGCAGUGGACGCGUGGUUUGGUGCGACGCGCGGCCGCUCAUGAGGGAACAGCUGAGUUCUGUUCUGCCUGACGCCGUGUUCUGUGAUACUCAGCAGUUACCAAUGGUUCUUUCAGAUGCUAGCUCAUCACCAGGCGACCACUCAAGCGUUAGUGAUACUCAACUUUAGUGCUUCGUCUAGCUUAGCGUCAAGUUAGAUCAUAAAUAACAUUGUUACAAGUGCUGUGAGUUAUCAAAUAUUAUCUAAGUGUCUUCGAGUCUUUAAUCAGCUUCCAGAUGAAUUAAAAAUGUUAGAUGACAUAGAAUUAAUGAGUAGUUUAAAAAAAAUGGCUUAUUAAGAAUGAAUUCUACUCUCUAAAGCAUUUCUUUGAAUUAUAUUCGUCGUGAUAGUGUAUACUCUGUAUAGAUUGAUAUGAUAUGAGUUUAAUGGAAAUGUGUUUCUUACUUUUAAGUUAGUUUUAAGUGUAUAUUGUAUACCUGAAUUGGGUUACCGUUGAAACUUACACAUAAAUAUAAAAUAAAAUAUUAUAGAACAUUGUUACACAAAUUGACUAAGUCCCACAGUAAGCUCAAUAAGGCUUGUGUUGAGGGUACUUAGACAACGAUAUAUAUAAUAUAUAAAUAUUUUAUAAAUACUUAAAUACAUAGAAAACACCCAUGACUCAGGAACAAAUAUCCAUGCUCAUCACAUGAAUAAAUGCCCUUACCAGGAUUUGAACCCGGGACCAUCGGCUUCAUAGACAGGGUCACUACCCACUAGGCUAGACCGGUCGUCAAAGACAUGUAAUUAUAUAACACCUCUGUAACACGGUUGUACAAUAAAGAAUUAUCUUAUCUUAUCUUAUCUAUCGUAUACCGGGUGUGGCCUGAACACGAGCAAAAUUGAAACUGUAUAGACCAGAGGUUGAACAAAAAUGGGUUUCGAUAAUAUUAAAGUUUUUUCUUUUUUGAUAUGUCAUUGGGAGUAUGUUAAAUAAUACUUUGGUAAAAAGUUAGAAAUUUUAAGGUUGAGCUUUCGGUUAUAUUUAAAUAUUUUAAUUUUUGCUAAUAACUAAGUAAAUAUAUAAUUAAAGUUACAGAAAACUUUAGCAUAUCGAAUAACACUUCAAUUUAUGUACAAUUUUUAGUUUUUAGAAAUCUGGAACUGCUGCUUUCUGGUAAACGUAAAAACACGAGUUAUUUUGUAAAUAUAGAAUUAGAGUUGCUGAUAUUGCAAAAUUACGAUAGUAUCGAUCAACUUAGUAUUCUAGUAAAAAGUUAGACAUGUAGACAAUGUGCUUGUCUAGAUAUUGAUUUCAGAUUAAGCAGUAUAGCUAAUAUUGAAUUAAAGUUUGUAGAGUUAAUAAUAAUCGAUCAUCAACAAUGAUCUCAGUUACUAAACAAAAAUUUAGAAAUAUAAAAUCACGGCGACACUCAUUACUGAUAUGUAUGCAUUCCUUGCUUAUAUAAAUACGUUACGUUUCAAACGCGCGGCAAGUUUGCGCGCGCCGCGCGCUGUGGCAGGAGGCAGCGAACAACGGUAGUGGGGAGCGGGGUGCCCUUGACUGCGUCUACGGUCCAUCAAAAAAAAUCCUAAAGCGUGUUUUAAAUUAAUAGCAAUAGAAAAUUGUUAUUUUGUUGUUACUAUAAUAGGUAUUGCCCGCGGUUUCGUUCACGUAGAAUUCGUUAUCGCGUUACAUGAAUAUUAUUUAUUUAUUUAAACUUUAUUGCACAAACAAAAAAAAAACACAAAUGGCGGACUUAAUGCCAAAAGGCAUUCUCUACCAGUCAACCAUUGGGUCAAAUAGAGACAAAAAACACAUUCUCAUACAGAUGACCACCCUUCCUUGUACCAUUUUAAAAGCCAGUUGCAGCUUUUCUUUCCCGAUUUUUUUCAGAUGUUUGGACUUGGUAUUUUCCUCGCAAUAGUUAUUUGUUUAAGGGGAAUGUUGUUGUUAACCGCUAAUGCUAAUAUUGAUAACCGAUAGUUAUAUAGAGAUACGUUAUAAGUUAUAUGCACCCUCAUGUUAUUUAUUUCUGAUAAGAAAUAAAUGUAAGACAAAAUUCACAGUGAUACCUUUCAAGUAGGUUGCCUUGUAAGAUUGCGUACGGAUAGUUUUUUUGUUUGUUAUUUCAUCGUAUGACAUAUCAAAUGAAAGCUUAUUUGAAAGUUGCCGUAUUAAAAAAGUUGGUCCAGUUAAUGGUCGCCUAGAUUAACCGAUUUUUAUAUAAAAUGUAGGCAACCAUGGACUGGGAUAACUUGUUAAAAAGGCAACCUAGUACAGUUAGUAAUAUAGUACCUGGGCGACCGAGCUUUGCUCGGUUAUAACUAUUUAUUGUAAUAAGGUGGUGAUAAUCUACAUAAACUUAAAAAGUAAAAUGUGAACUGACAAUUAUUAUUAUUUACAAUCGAUUUUAACCUUACAGCACUUGUCACAGAGUAACGCCAUCUAUUGUCGAUUUCUCUUAUUACAUAGGUCAUUUUUUUUUACUAAAUUAAACUUGUGUAAAACAAUAAAAAUUAAAAAAUUAUAUAAAAACUUGAACAUAUAAAAAAAAACAAAAGUUAGUCACCGGGCGAGAUUCGAACUCGAACCCGUAACACUCGUUUAGCAGUCUGCGUCUUAACCCGCUGGACCAGACGGACAGUGGCCGGCAACACGAAAUUAGUGACCAUAUUCUGCGUCGAAAGAAAAACGCAUGAAAACUCGAAAACACGCGUUUUCCCAAACAUAAGACUAAUCUAGAUAGAUUGUAUACCCCCAAAAACCCCUAUAUACCAAAUUUCAGCGAAAUCGUUACAGCCGUUUCCGAGAUCACAGAAAUAUAUAUAUAUAUAUAUAUACAAGAAUUGCUCGUUUAAAGGUAUAAGAUAAAAUAACUUUUCUUUUGAUAUAUCAUGUAACGUUUUCUUUUACACACUAAAAGCACAGUGUAAAAAGUAACAGUGGGCCGACGCCUUUGAUGUUUGCGUAAAUGCCGACACCGCUCAAGGUCUCCGUACCUACCUAGGGUUAUCACAGACUUACACAACUGCCCAAAAGAGGAUGGAAAUGUUUUUAGUUUUCAUGUUGUAUGAUGUAUGUGUACUAAUUUUACAAAUGACGUCCAUUUUGGAAAUAAAGAUGGCGGACGUCACUUUUUUGAAAAAGUCGUCAUGGGUGUUGUUUUCUGGGUUUUUAGGGGUGUGGAUUUCAAAAAUGGCAUCUAUUUUGAAAAUAAAUAUGGCGGACGCUACUUUUUGAAAUGGGUGUCGAUGUGUGUAGCCGUGAUAUGAACCACCUUUAAUUCUAAAAUGGUCUCUAUUUUUGAAAUCUGCACCAACAAGAACCGCCAAAAUUGACGUCAUUUUUGUAAUUGGAACCCCGAGGAACCUCGGAGAUGACACCCAUAUCGAUUUUUAAGAAAAAUUAAUGUCCGCCAUCUUGGAUUUCAAAAUAGACGUCAUUUUCGUAAUCGGAAUCCCGAGGAACCUCGGAUAUGACACCCAUAUCGACUUUUAAGAAAAAAUAAUUUCCGCCAUCUUGGAUUUCAAAAUGAACGUCAUUUUCGUAAUCGGAUCCCCGAGGAACCUCGGAGAUGACACCCAUAUCGAUUUUUAAGAAAAAUUAAUGUCCGCCAUCUUGGAUUUCAAAAUGAACGUCAUUUUCGUAAUCGGAACCCCGAGGAACCUCGGAGAUGACACCCAUAUCGAUUUUUAAGAAAAAUUAAUGUCCGCCAUCUUGGAUUUCAAAAUAGACGUCAUUUUCGUAAUCGGAAUCCCGAGGAACCUCGGAUAUGACACCCAUAUCGACUUAAGAAAAAAUAAUUUCCGCCAUCUUGGAUUUCAAAAUGAACGUCAUUUUCGUAAUCGGAUCCCCGAGGAACCUCGGAGAUGACACCCAUAUCGAUUUUUAAGAAAAAAUAAUGUUCGCCAUCUUGGAUUGCAAAAUGGACGUCAUUUUCGUAAUCGGAACCUCGAAGAACCUCGGAGAUGACACCCAUACCGAUUUUUAAGAAAAAUGAAUGUCCGCCAUCUUGGGUUCCAUAAUGGAUGUCAUUUUCGUAAUCGGCACCCUGAGGACUUUCAAAAAUAAUGAAAACAUCAAAUACUACAUGAUACAUAUACAAACAGAAGCAAGAAACAAUUUCUUGCUUUUUAAAGUCUUAAACUACUCAUAAUUUCUUAAAAUAAGUUAUAAAACAUGUCCGCCAUUUUGAAUUUGAAAAUUGAUAUCAUAAUUAUGAUAUAUUUUUGUUUACACUGAGACAAAUAAUUAGCACAUGUCGUAUGAAAUAUUUUAAUUGUGUUUUUUUUUUUUUAUACUACGUCGGUGGCAAACAAGCAUACGGCCUGCCUGAUGGUAAGCAGUAUCCGUAGCCUAUGUACGCCUGCAACUCCAGAGAAGUUACAUGCGCGUUGCCGACCCUAACACCCUCCCACCCCUCGUUGAGCUCUGGCAACCUUACUCACCGGCAGGAACACAACACUAUGAGUAGGGUCUAGUGUUAUUUGGCUGCGAUUUUCUGUAACGUGGAGGUACUUUCCCAGUUGGGUUCUGCUCUAGAUCUGGAAUGACAUCCGCUGUGCUGUGCCCUACCACACAGAGCCAGAUGACAUUUACAAUGCCCAUACCUCUCUUAUAAUGCCUGUGCUAAAAAUGUGAUUGCGAACUACCUGCAAUAACUAUACAGUACCUGGGCGACCGAGCUUUGCUCGGUUAUAACUAACUAUUUAUUGUAAUAUGGUGGUGUAUAUGUGAUAAUCUUAACUACAUUCUUUUACUAAAUUAAACUUGUGUAAAACAAUAAAAAUUAAAAAAUUAUAUAUAAACUUGAACAUAUAAAAAAAAAACAAAAGUUAGUCACCGGGCGAGAUUCGAACUCGAACCCGUAACACUCGUUUAGCAGUCCGCGUCUUAACCCGCUGGACCAGACGGACAGUGGCCGGCAUCACGAAAUUAGCGACCAUAUUCUGCGUCGAAAGAAAAACGCAUGAAAGAUCCCGGAAAUAUAUAUAUACAAGAAUUGCUCGUUUAAACUUUAAAGGUAUAAGAUAAUUAGGCAUUAAAACACUCGUGUGAUCUUUUUAAGAAACUCACUUUGUUCGUUUCCUAAGCCCACACUCGUGUAUUUUAAUGCCUUUUAUUAUGUAGCAGUAACAUAAACUACUAAUAUAAUAUGUUGAAAGUAAGUACAGGCGGCUAACACAAUGGUAACAAAAGACAAAAGUUUUGAAAAUGUAAUUUUCAUCAUCGUCACUUGGCUGUACAUUUGAGGGCCUAUCGCGAACCAAGUUCGACGUGUUACCUCUCUGUCGCACUUGUAAAUUCGUUCGUAAGUAUGACAGGGAGGCAACACGUCGAACGUGGUUUGCGGUAAGCCCUCUGAUGCCACCUCCAUUAGUCUUUUGUACGCCGGUAUAGCCUUCGACUCAAUGUAUAAUCUACACUUUUUAUGGAAACGUAGUUCCUCCUUCCCGUAGAAAUAUUUAACUUUCCCAUCACCAAGAAAGAUUAUUUGCUCGCAGUUAUUAGCUGCUCAAUUCCUCGUUUUUUCUCUGUUACUAAGUCAGUACAGUACACAUAUCAAACAUUUUUCACUCAUUUUGAAGUCAUAAUAACUUUUAUUCUAUAAUUAAAUUCAUAUAAUGUCCGCAUCUAAUUUAUGUGCACGAUAAACAAACAAAUGAAUGAUUUGAAAGAAAAGACAAACAGCGCUUGCAAAGCUGAGCGGGGGGCGCGGGCGGGGCGAGGUAUCUAUCGCUCACUAGGUCGGCUACGAUAGGCUCCCGCGCGCCGAGCCGACAUGUUGACGGACCAGCGCGGCGUGGUUAUGAAUUUCGCGCCUUUUUAAGUUGAUUUUACUAUUACAAUGCAAGCUACACACAGAUAUUUCUUACUUUCCAUAAAAUGGCUGCAUAUAUUAUUUUAUAGUAAUAGACUUAUCUCUACGGACUUUAAUUCAAUAUUAGAUCUUACAGGACAAAAAAACGCAUAUUAAUUGUAAAGCACAUAUCCUAUUCUUCUAAUUUUUUGCCUUGCCUAUUAACUUAAGAAUUUAGAUAUGAUAUUGUGGAUUUUUCAAACUUUAAUUCAAUAUUGACAAAAUAAUAAGCUAAUUUGAGUUUGACAAAGUAGCACGUUGAUUUUUUUUCUAAAAAUUUGAUAGCAUAAAGCCUCAUACAUAUUAUAAAAGACGAUGCUUAAAUUUUGUACUUUAAUUCAAUAUUCAAAAUUCAUCAAUAAAAAUACAUAAAUACCUUAUUUAUAUCUAACGCUCGUUCUAAAUUUUCUUCAUAUAUUACAAAUAUGCUUAAAAAUAUGUCCCAUACCAGAUAAACAUCACUUUUCACUCUUUAGAAUUAUCGAAACUUAUAGGGCUAAAAUCCGGUCCCACUAUUGGUCUAGUAGUCUGUACUCCUCAAACUAACCAACAUUUGCUUAACGUUCCGAUUCGAAGAAUGAUUAAGACACGUUUAAGAACUCGGAAAGAUUUUUAAAAGAUCGAUAACUAAACGACAUGUCAAAAUUGACGUUUAUUUCGAUUCCGCUGAGAUCCCAAUAAGAUCUAUCUAGGAUAUUUCUAACGUCAAAGUGACAUUGGUUGCCCGAAUCGAGCUGCUUCUGUCAAUUAUACGACAUACAAACGAUAUCUAAAUGAGAACUUAUCUAAACCAAAACUUAUCGUUAUCGUAUUUCAUUCUUUGAAUCGGGCCGUUAGCAACUUUUAAAAAUAACGUUAUAAGCAACGUGAAUGAUACUGAUCACAGCAGCUGUAGCAUGGUCGCAUUUUCAUCACUCGUCACUAUGCCUGUCACUUUCGCACUUACAUACUUAUUAGAAUGUGAUAGGUAUAGUGACGCCAGGCAGAGUGAUCACAAUUACUUUAAAGGUAAUAUUUAAUUUGUAUGAAAAAUAGGAUGUAGUAAAGUGGCGUGCUCUUGUGUUGGAGGCUAAGACUCAUUUUGGUACAUCGCGCCAGCCAAGUAAGUGAAAAAUAGGAAGUAUAGGACUUCAUAAUUUUUAAAAGUCGCUAAACAAUUUUUUUAUACUACGCCGGUGGCAAUCAAGCAUACGGCCCGCCUGAUGGUAAGCAGUCUCCUUAGCCUAUGUACGCCUGCGCCAGGAGUUACAUGCGCGUUGCCGACCCUGACCAUCCCCACCCUUCGUUGAGCCCUGGCAACCUUACUCAUCGGCAGGAACACAACACUAUGAGUAGGGUCUAGUGUUAUUUGGCUGCGGUUUUCUGUAAGGUGGAGGUACUUCCCCAGUUGGGCUCUGCUCUAGAUCUGGAAUGACAUUCGCUGCGCUGUGCCCUACCACACAAAGCGAGAUGUCAUUCACAAUGCCCAUACCUCUCUUUUGGAAGUUGUUUAAGGACAUACCCGGGGCCAAAAAUGUUGAUUAGUUUGAGGAGUAUAAGCUGUAGAUUAUAUACAUAUAUUGAAAGUAGGUUAAGUUUUUGCUCGUGUUAUAGGCCACACCCGGUAUACAUCAAUUUGAAUUUUAACCAGUGACCAUUAGCGUUAGGUUAGGUUAGGUUAGGUUACAGUAUGCUUAGAAUGUUAUAGUUUUACGGAAUCUUUAGAAAAAUUAAAAGUGACAUUCGCAUGUCAUCUGCAGUUGCAGUACUGUUACGAUAUUACUGCAGCGGGGAUGACAUCGACGCUGUAUCUGUCAAUUUCCUUGGUAAAAUGUGUGAAGUUUGCAGUCGCAUUACUGUCACGAUUAGGUAUGAGUAUUAUGACGUUAUAUCCGUCACGUCAAGGAACUGAAUAGUAUAAGAGUAAUAAAUAGUGAAAUAAGUACUCAAUUGUAACAUAUUUAACAUGAACAUAUACACGGUGGAAAAAAUGAAUAGGCCCUGGAUGGAAAGUGCCUUUAGCUAAUUUUACUUAAAAGAAACAUCCUUUAUUUUUUUUAAGAAACAAAACGGCAUUUAAGGAUUUUUACAAUUUGCUUGUCUAAUAAUAUUCUUGUGUAAGGUCAGUAUGGGUAAGUGUAGCUAACGACCCGAUUCGAAGAAUGACAUACGAUAGCGAUAAGUUCUGGUUUAGAUAAGUUCUCAUUUAGAUAUCGUUUGUAUGUCGUAUAAUUGAUAGAAGCAGCUCAAUUCGGGCAACCACUGUCACUUUGACGUUAGAAAUACCGUAGACAGAACUUAUUGGGGUCACAGCGGAAUCGAAAUAAACGCAAUAAUUUUGACAUGUCGUUUAGUUGUCGAUCUUUCCAAGAUCUUAAACGUGUCUUAAUCAUUCUUCGAAUCGGGCCGUCAGUGGCAAGUGUAACUGACCUUCAUAUUACGUAAACUAAUUGAGAUAUUGAUACUGCUAUGAUCUGUUGUCAUGAGUAAAUAAACGAACAAUUGAAAUUUAUUACUAAUGAUAACGAUGUCAAGCAAUUUUGAGACUAUCGUCGUUUUGAAAUCUCACAAUUUUUUUAACACGAGUACGAGCAUCAUGCGUGGUAUUUGGUUCUAUAAAAUUCGAAGCAAAAUCGUCAAAUCAUUUAUUGUGAAUAGGUAAGUACUAAAUAUUAUUAUUUAAUCUUCAAGUAACUUUUAAAAUUUCUUUUAAAUGUGACAUUAUCUAUGAAAAGGGACCUUAUUAGCGGUGGCACUUGCGCCAUUAUCAUAGAUGCUCUCAUAUUAUAAACAACGCCGCGCUACGCAGUAAGCGUAAGCGCCAUCGACAAUAAGGUCCCUUUUCAUAGAUAAUGCCACAAAUAAGGGGAAAUAAGAAAUUAAUGUGCAUUUUAACGUAGCCUAAAAAAUUGGUGACUGGGAAAGUGUGUCUAUCUCACUUGAGGCAAGUGUGACUAUAUGUUACACUUGAUCCGUAUCAGAGAUCGUAAACAAUUAUUUCUUGUAUUAUCAACGAUUAACUUUUUACCCAUGACUUCGUCUGCGUGGACUUAUUAAUAAACUUACCUACCUUAUUUUUUAUCUCACCGGAAACACAACAUAAAACAUAACCGUAUUUCGCCGGCUGAAAUAACGAACGCCACAGCGCUAUAGAAGUGUGUUUGUUCCUAUAGUCUGAAAGUACCGCGACCUAAACCUACCUAAAAUAAAUUGGUACCUACGUACCUUUUUAUUUUAUUAAAUGGAGAAGGUAGCUUUUGUUGUACACAUAUUUGUUUCAGAGCUUUAGAGCUUUUUUCUUUCUUUUUGUUUUUUCUUUAAAGUGCAUUUUCAUUUAAAAGUUUUUCCACCACAUGAAUAAAGUAUGUGACACUUAUCCAUAUUGACUUUAUAUAUUUAUUCAAUAUUCAAUUUUAUGGAUAUUCUGUACGGAAGACGAGUGCAAGACCUUCUUGGAGAAAUUUAAAAAUUAAUACUAACUGUAUCGACUAGCGGAAUAAAAUAGGGAGUAUUUAUUUUUUGGAAUUUUUAGUCGGGAUUCCCGGGCGAGAACCGCGAAUUAAAAAAAUAAUUUAAUGCAGUUUUCUUUCGUUUUAAAAAUAAAAUAAUGCUUCCUUUAAGUAAAAUGAGGUAACUUAAGGUUUUAAGGCACCCUCCCUCCAUUAAUUUUUUCCACACUAUAAAUAUUAUUAGUAUUUAUUUAAGAUUAGGAAAUAAGUUUCUCGCAUUGCCUAGUUAAUAAAAUUUUAAAUUGUAAAGAUUGUAAUUAGGUUUAAGAACUAAUAAUUUUGUUAAAUUGAAAUAAACGGAUUUUUUACUCACAUUACUAAGGAGAUUGGGAGAUACAGCGCCCGCAUCACGGCCGCAGCCGUAAUGUCGCAACAGUGAUGCAGCUGCUGCAGUUGACAUGCAUUGAGCGAAUUUUACAGUACCCAAACUUUAAAGAGUUUUGAAGUUUAAUUUCUGGUUGUGAAUUAUAAGCAUAUACAUUUUCAUAAACUAUCAGUGAUAUUGUAUUUACAUAUUAUUUACCAGCCAAUAUCACCGCGUGGCGCACGUGAAAUAUUCCGGAACGUGAUUUUAUUGGAGUAUGUAUAUUAGUGUGAUGCAAUCUGUUGCCUGAUGAUUCAUAAGGUGUGUUUUAUUAACACAAUGUUAAUAAAUAGUUUUAUUACAUAGGUAUGUGUUAAGCUUGAUGCCUUUAAUAAACUGAGGAUAAUUCAAAAGUCGUGAUCAGAAAUAUGUGUUUAGUAUUUUGUGAUAAUUAUUUAAUAUUUUAACUUAUAUUUAGUGAAUCUCAUGGUUUCCCUAGUUACAUGGCCAUGGACUCAUGGCAUAUUAAUCUAAUUAUUUAAUUAAACCUGCAUUGCAUUUCAUAUUUUGCUAGCUGGAAAUGUUGCAAAAAGUAAUAUUGUCAAUGACAAAUUGCAUAAGUCAUAACAUUACGUUGUUUACAUUGCAAUUAAGUCACUUGACUAGUAGGGUGACCAUAAAGGUUGAUAAAUAGAGAUAUUUUUAUUUUAUUUAUAAUUUACAAAGAGCUAAUUGAUUGUCAUUUGAAUUACCGUUUCUUUUUAAGGAAGAUUUAUCGGAAAAUGUGGUUACUGUUGAGGACUUAAGAAUAAGUUAUAAAUAUUUUAUACCAAUAAAAUUAAAGAUUGAUAAUUUGAUACGAAAUACGAAAAAGCGAUACUGUUUUUAGUGAUUCAUUAAAUAUCGACUCACGUGUUAUCGAUAUUGUUAAAAAAAAAACUAUUUCAAUUAAAAUAAAAAAUAUGACUCCUCCUUGAAGUAAAUAUUACUAUAAGCGCUAGCGCUGGCUUUGUUAACCUCUUUAAUUUAUAUAUCGCAACUAUUUAAAUUAGAUAUCUUAUAUUCGCUCGUUUUGACGAUUUCUAAAAUUUAUUUUAUUCAUUAAACGCUAUUUUAGCACGUAAAAUUUUUGUAUUACAUUAAGUUGGUGAUGCGACACGUCACCAUUUUAUCGACAUCGGCUUGUAAAGUUUUACUUGUCCUCGCACUAUUUUUACGUCAAACUAAAAUGCGCUCAUCAGAGGGCCUAUCGCGAACCACGUUCGACGUGUUGUGUCUCUGUCGCAUUUGUGUCAUUGUAAAUGUAUGCUACUGUCAACUAAAUAAAUAACAAUACCAAAUUAUCAGAACUAAUGCCAAAAUAAUUAUAAAUUUGUAUUUACUUUACGUAAUUGCUCAAUUGCUAAUAUUUGUAUAUAAUUUGCGAGCCAGUCCGAACGAUUGUUUGGUUAGGUCUUCAUAUUUCACAAAGCAAACUGUGAUCCCACUGAUGAAUCCUUAUUUAUUCUAAAACCAUUCGUGUGAAAUAAAUACGAGAAUGUGAAAAUA
Messenger RNA from Cydia pomonella (codling moth), 13169 nucleotides. Its product is annotated as sodium-independent sulfate anion transporter-like. Lineage: Eukaryota; Metazoa; Arthropoda; Insecta; Lepidoptera; Tortricidae. Gene Ontology annotation, biological process: transmembrane transport. The transcript is spliced from 12 exons. The coding region runs from base 283 to 2154 and encodes 623 amino acids. Gene Ontology annotation, molecular function: sulfate transmembrane transporter activity. The record is from RefSeq and is a predicted model, not a curated record. Gene Ontology annotation, cellular component: membrane.